GGAAAGAUGGCCCACACCUGGAUCUCUAUGUACCAGCCCCCUAACAUCGACCCCACCCAGGCUGCCAUUGCCUAUGGCUGCCGGGCCCUGCCCAAGCUGAAUGAGGAGCUGCAGUCGGAGGACCUGCUGACGAGGCAGAAAGCCCUCAUGGCUCUGUGCGACCUCAUGCACGACCCUGAACAUAUCUAUGUGGCCAUCGGAACAGGCUGCCUGGAGAGCCUGAGAGUUUUGCUGAAGGACACCAACCCCCUGGUGCGGAUCAAGGCCACGGAGGUGCUAUCUAUCAUGGCGGCCCAUAACGUGGGCAGGCAAGGCUUUUUGGAGCAUGACAUUAUCGCCGCGCUGUCCUUCUUGCUAAACGACAGCCAGAUUGCCUGCCGGAUGAACACGCACUUAGCAUUCAAGCACCUGGCCCAGCUGCCUUCAGGGGCCCUGGGCAUCGUCAACAGUGGCCUGAUCCCCUCCCUGGUGUUGCAGCUGCACACAGAGCACGAAAGCAUCCAGGAGAUCCUCCUGGACACACUGGCGUCCUGCCUGCUGGAGGACGCCAACGAGGCGCUGGCCAGCCGUGCGGUGCCCUUCCUGAAGGAGAUGCUCCUCAGUCACAACAACAACAUCCGCACCAAAGCGGCCGCCACACUCACUGCUGUCAGCAUCCCUCUGGAGGGCAAGAGACAGGUGUGGCAAUAUGACGUCAUCCCCAUCCUGGUGCACCUGCUGAGAGACCUGGUGGAGGAAGUGCAGGCCAACGCGGCUGGGGCCCUCAUGUAUGCCACGGUGACCACUGAAGGGAAGUAUGCGGCCCUGGAUGCAGAAGCCAUCCGCCCGCUCCUGAACCUGCUGAGCUCGGGGCUGACAAAGGCCCGCCUGAACGCCAUCAAGGCCCUCACCAUGCUGGCGGAGGCCCCCGAGGGCCGCAAGUUCCUGCAGGCCCACGUGCCCAUCUUCCGUAGCCUGGAGCUGGACCACAGUGAGGCUGUGCGGCGGGCGGCCCAGGUGGCCAUCAAAGUCAUUGAGUGGAAACCCUGA
This is a messenger RNA of Phyllostomus hastatus (greater spear-nosed bat), 1029 nucleotides long. RefSeq names its product radial spoke head 14 homolog (gene RSPH14). The record is from RefSeq and is a predicted model, not a curated record. The coding region runs from base 7 to 1029 and encodes 340 amino acids. Lineage: Eukaryota; Metazoa; Chordata; Mammalia; Chiroptera; Phyllostomidae. The transcript has 6 exons. Gene Ontology annotation, molecular function: protein binding.